AUGGCCUCAAACAUAGUAGUUUCAGAUUCUACAUUGAUACCUUAUGGAACUGGCAAUGUCACCACGGGCUACUAUGAUGACCUCGUCUACCAGGUCUAUCUCCAGAAUUUCGAUGCCGUUGUGGGAGAUGUAACGGUGCUUGCAAAUUGUAGCAAGUAUGUGGAUUUUACACAACCGUAUACCGAGUCGGGUCUGAUAAUGUUGGUAGCACUUUCAGACAAGCGAUCAAGUGACUCCUGGGCCUUUUUGUGCCCCUUUACUCCAGCCAUGUGGAUAACAACUUUUGCAUUUUUCAUAUUCACGGGAGCUGUUGUUUGGUGUCUGGAGCACAGAAGAAAUAGGCAAUUUAGAGGAACGCCUCGGAAACAAGUCUUGACACUCAUCUGGUUUUCCUUUUCCACACUCUUCAGGACUCAUAAGGAGAGGAUUGUAAGCGGUCUGGGCAAAGCAGUGGUCAUAAUUUGGCUUUUUGUAGCUUUUGUGUUAAUGUCUAGUUACACAGCCAGCCUUUCGUCGAUGCUUACCAAGAGAGAAGUUGUACCAAAAGUUCAGAGCCUUGAAUCUCUUAUCACCCAAAAUUUGCCAAUCGGAUAUCGCCAGGGAUCUUUCAUAGACAAGUAUUUGGUACAACAGCUUGGUGUGAAUAAAAGCGCACUUCGCCCAUUUUCAUCUGUACAAGAGUACGCCAUUGCACUGAAGAAGGGACCGAAUAACGGAGGGGUGGCUGCCAUAUUUGAACGGGCGCAGACUAUUGCCCAAGACGUAAUUUUGUCAUCAGGAUACAACGACUAUGUGAAAGUUGGUCCAAUGUACAAAACGGGAGGCUCCGCAUUUGUAAGUCUGGAAACUUUUCUCCAAUCGCAGACUUGUUUAAUUCACAAUUCAUAUGAUCGAUUCAAAUUGUAUUUGCAGGUGUUCCCAAAGGGGUCUCUGUUGGUUUUAGACAUUUCCAAGGCUAUAUUAAAUCUUUCAGAAAGCAAAGAGAUGCAAGAAAUUCUGAAGAGGUGGUUCAAUUCAAGUGAAAGCAAAUGCAGCAUGGAAUCUGACGGAGUCGACUCUAACAAAUUGGGCAUCAAAAACUUUUGGGGCGUAUUUCUUUUAACAGGAUGUGUAUCAUUUCUCACCCUUGUCUACUAUUUGUGUCGCCUGCUUUACCGAUUUGUGCACAGAAAUGAGAGUUCAUUUCAUGUUAAAUCGGUCUCCACCCAUUUGCGAACAUUCGCCAACUAUGCAGACAAGAAGGAGAUCCCAGCACCAAAAAGAAAGAGAUCUAAGACCGCCACUUCGUCAUCGGGAACCGGCGCUUCCACUUCCUCUGAAAUUCGUGUUUUGUUUUAA
Molecule: messenger RNA, 1338 nt
Organism: Cryptomeria japonica (Japanese cedar)
Lineage: Eukaryota; Viridiplantae; Streptophyta; Pinopsida; Cupressales; Cupressaceae
Product: glutamate receptor 3.4
Exons: 5
Coding region: 1-1338 (445 amino acids)
Cellular component (GO): plasma membrane
Molecular function (GO): signaling receptor activity; ligand-gated monoatomic ion channel activity
Source: RefSeq, a predicted model, not a curated record